ACCGCCCAGGCAUCGCAUCGGCUCCCAGGCUGUCGCAUCACUGCGCGGGGAGGGGCCCCGGUUUCCACUAUUGGCUAGUCGGCUACUGUAUUACCGACAGCUUUACGGUAGUCCACGGUCACAGAGGAUGUGCGCGAGCGCUGCUCUUUUCAUUUCCCUGAAGCUCACAAUCUGCUGGGUUUUCAACAUGAUUUUAAGAAGACAUUAGGGGGUGUUUUUCCUUACUCUUUCUCCAGCAUACACCCUCUGAACCCUGUUUAAACCGAAAGGAGAUGCACCCGGAUAAACGCGGAUACAUUGUCCCGACACCGCGAGAGGAGAGCAGCAUGUAACCGGGAGAACCGCACCAGCGGCACCACCUGACACUUCUCUCUCUCGCUCCUUGUUCCCUCAUAAUUUGAGGCUUCUCGAUGUGUUGACUGAACUCUUCUCGUUGUUUUGGAUAUUAUCUUCAGCAAAAUGAGCGAGGAAGUGUCAGAGAUCCCAAAAGAGCUUCUGGAGAGUGUGAGGGAUGCAGUGGGGAGGAAGGUGAAACUGUCACUGAGGAGGAGAGUCAAACUGGAGAUCAAAGGCGACAAGACGGAGAACAGAGUCUUGGCCCUUGCGUCUCACCGAGCCUACCUCUUGACGGCACGCAUUCCCACAAAGGUGGAACACUGCUUUAACUAUCUGGAGAUCCAGGGGAUUGCUUGUAAUAAGCCUACACAGCUGUUCAUAGAGUACGAGCGUGGCUGCUUCUCUCUGAAGCUGCUCUCUACAGAGGAGGUCAAUGAGGUGGUCGCUCACAUAGGAAACUGUAUGCUGAGGAUAUGUCCCGGCCUACCACCUAGUAAAGUGAUGAAGAAGCUCUGUAUGGACCCUCCAGACAGGCUGACCUCUCUGCAGACUCUGUGGGAGAACAACAAGCCUGCUGAGCCUGGACCCUGUGGUGGGUUUUCUCCGAUGUACAGAUGUGUAUGUGACUGGUUGGGGCUGCCUUACAAAGAAGAGGUGCAGUGGGAUGUGGACACCAUCUAUUUGACACAAGACACCAGAGAACUCAACCUGCAGGACUUCAGCCAUCUGGAGAACCGGGAUCUGGUGGCUAUAAUAGCAGUCCUGGAGUUUAACCAGUGGUUCACCAAGCUCUCCACCAAGGACUACAAACUGUCUGCAGACGUGUGCGAGCAGAUCCUUCGGGUAGUUUCUCGCUCCAGUCGACUGGAAGAGUUGGUUCUGGACAACGCAGGACUCAAAACGGAUUUUGCCCAGAAGCUAGCUGCUGCCCUCGCCCACAACCCCAGCUCAGGACUCACCACCAUUAAUCUUGCCAACAACCCACUGGAGGACAGAGGCAUCUCCUCCCUGGGUGCUCAGUUUGCCAAACUUCGUAUGGGGCUCAAGCAUUUAAACUUCUCCAAAACCUCAAUAUCACCCAAAGGGGUGAACAGCCUUUGCCAGUCACUGAGUGCCAACCCGUCCAUCCCCAGCAGCCUGGUCCAUCUGGACCUCUCAGGGAAUGUCCUCCGAGGAGACGACAUGCAGCAUGUCUACCACUUCCUGGGUCAACCCAACAGCCUGGCAACCCUUGACCUCUCCAACACUGACUGCUCAUUGGACCAGGUUUGCUCAGCUCUGCUGCGAGGCUCGGUCCAACACCUCGCUGUUCUUAACGUGUCAAAGAGCGUCUUCCCUCACAGGAAAGGCAAAGAGGUGCCUCCAUCAUUUAAGCACUUCUUCAGCAGCGUCAUGUGUCUGAGCUCCAUCAACGUGUCAGGAACCAAGCUGCCGCCAGAGGCCCUCAAAGCUCUCCUGCUUGGCCUGGCCAGUAACGUCAAUCUGAAGGAUGUGAGUCUCGACCUCAGCUGCUGUGAGCUGCGGUCAGGAGGUUCUCAGAUCCUUGAAGGUUGUAUUGCCGAGAUCCCAAACAUCUCCAGCCUUGACAUCUCUGACAAUGGCCUGGACUCAGACCUGGCCACUCUGCUGGUGUGGCUGGCCAAGAACCGAUCCAUCAGACAUCUGUCUCUGGGCAAGAACUUUACUAACAUCAAGUCCAAAAACCUUGCUCCAGUGUUGGACAGCCUGGUCCACAUGAUUCAGGAAGAGGAGUCGCCCCUCACCUCUCUGUCUCUAGCAGACUCCAGGCUGAAGAGUGAUCUGACCAUCGUUUUGAACGCCCUCGGCAGCAACUCCUCGCUCACCAGGUUAGAUAUCAGCGGGAACGCCAUGGGGGACAUGGGUGCCAAGAUGUUGGCCAAGGCGCUACAGAUAAACUCCAAACUCCGGACUGUGAUCUGGGAUAGGAACAACACCAGCCCUCAGGGUCUUCAGGAUGUAGCAGCCGCUCUGGAGAAGAACUUCACCAUUCGUUUCAUGCCCAUCCCCAUCAUCGAUGCCUCCCAGGCUCUGAAGGCCGGCCCGGAGAAAACAGAGGACGCCUUGCUAAAGAUUGAGAAUUAUUUGUACAGGAACCAUGAAACCAGAAAAUACCUACAGGAGCAGGCCUAUCGGCUGCAGCAGGGCAUCGUGACCACAACCACACAACAGAUGAUUGACAGAAUUUGUGUGAAGGUGCAGGACCACCUGAACUCUCUGAGGAACUCGGAGACAGAUGCCAUCUUGGAGGACGUCAGGUCAGCAGAGAAUCUCAUCAAAGAUGCCAGGAACUCUAAAACGCUGCUCCCUAACCUCUACCACCUAGGAUCCGCUGCCAGAGAGGAGGUGAACAGCUCAUCAGUAGGACCCAUCCAGGAGAAAUUGGAGUCUAUGGCCGGGGAGGUGACGAAUGUCAUGGACCAACAACUACAGACUCUGUUGGAGUCGAUGGUGGAUGCAGCAGAGUCUCUGUGUCCCCAUGUGAUGAAGAGGAGUAGUCUUCGUCCAGAGCUAAUGAAGGCCAGCUCAGCCAAGAUGGUUGUACCCAAAAGCUUUGUCACCAAAACCCUCCUGGAGCAGUCUGGGGUGGAUAUUAUCAACAAGAUCAGUGAGGUGAAGCUGAGUCUCGCGUCCUUCCUGUCCGAUCGUAUUGUGGAUGAGAUUUUGGAGGCUCUUUCCUCUUCCCAACUCACUCUGGCAGACCACCUGGUGCGACGAGGUCGCCCCUUGGUGCAGCAGGAGUCGAUGGACCUGGACGUCCCAGAAGAGAAGAUUCCUAAACGGGCAUCCACCGAGAUACUGGAGGCUGAGAGGCUGGAGGAUCUAGAGACGUGCAUGAUGACUCCUAAAUCCAAAAGGAAGAGCAUCCACAGCAGAAUGCUUCGGCCCGUGUCUCGUGCUUUUGAGAUGGAGUUUGACCUGGACAAGGCCCUGGAGGACGUCCCGAUCCAUGUGGAGGAAACUUCAACUUCAUCUCAAACUCCUCCGACUCCAUCUCAGGUCCUGCCCAAACUGGAGCACCGGCCAUCAGGAGUGAUGGUGGAGCUGCCGUCUGAGGAGGAAAAAAAGCUGCAGCACUUCACCAAACUGCGACCGCGCCGAAACAAGAAAAAGCAUUCCAGCAAAAUACCUCAAAUCAACAGCGCUCCAUCUCAGGAUGGAGAGCAGAAUGGCCUCAUGGGAAGGGUGGAUGAGGGUGUGGACGAGUUCUUCUCUACAAAAGUCACCAGGAUGGAUUCCAAACGUUCCAAGAAUUCAGAAUCUCAGGAUGGAGAGAAGAAGAAGAAAGGAGGAUUCCUCAACCUCAUCAAACGUUCUUCCAAAUCCGACAAAGCAGAUAAAUCUGAAAAAUCAGAUAAGUCUGAGAAAAACCAGGCGACCCCUGCAGCUUCGGGUACAUCCUCAGCCUCUGCAGCCUCGACGCCAGCUUCUAUCCCUGAGGAGCCGUCCUCUCCAAAGGUGGCUGUAAAGAGCCCGGCGCCUGAACCAAAGUCUAGAGACGCCUCCAGCCGCUCACAGCCUACAGACUACAGCAGCAGCUCAGACCGCUCAGAAGAGCUGAGGACGCCAGACUCCAUGGACGAGCCCUGGGAGUGCAUAGACGGCAGGGGCAGUCCUCAGGGAGGCAGGCGGUACCCGGGGAUGCAGAUGAUGGGCAGCGGCCUCCUCGCAGAGAUGAAGGCCAAGCAGGAGAGGAGAGCGCAUAAGUCCUCCAGCCCUGACCGGCCUGACAGCAAUUCAACAGCAGCCAAGCCCGCCAUUUCAGAAAGCAAGUCCCCCAGUGGUUCGAUUAAUAAAUCUGAUCCACCGGCGGGUUCACCAGAGAAGACCCCUCCUCGUGGAGAGAACAAGCCUGACAAGGCCACUCGUCUCAGGUCUACGUCCUCCUCGAGUUCCCCUGGGGGACCAGUAACUCCUAAACCGGCGGUACCACAGGGAGCAAAGCCCGCUCUGGCUGCCCGACCCACCAUCCCACAGAAGCCAAGGACCAGCAGUACCAGCAGGAGCAUAGAUGAGAGCUCAGAUUCCCCCGGCAGUGGCGGUGUGUCUCCAAAGGUCACAGCACUGAAGAGGACGGUGUCAGACAAAGACAAAGACGGUCAGAUCAGUCUGCAGUCAGGAGGCUCUGCCAACAAAACCACUCAGGAUGCGAGGGCGGGGUCUGUGUCAGACUCUGUUCAGCGACCCAGUCGUCUCCGGACCAACUCUGAGGAUCACGGCUCCUUCAAGAACAAGGACCAAACUCCAAACCCAGACAAGGCAGCGGGCAAGAAGUCAUCAGACUCUGGGGAGGAGGCAGACAAAGACUUUAUUUUAAUAUGAUUAAGACAAAUUCACAGCAAAAACCUGUUGACAAGCUUCACACGUUUUGCUCCAGAAAAGCAACUAAGGAGGAAACUAAUCAAAUUUAAUUUAUAUUAGAGGUUGUACCUGUGAGUUCUGUCUGACCGCAAUGUAGAAAUCCUGUUUGGUGUGCAGGAGGACCUUCUGCAGCAUCAGGUAAUAAUCGGUUUCAAAUUAAAGUUUAGUUAUCUACGAUAAAACUAUUGUUAUUUAAUCUCGGGGAAAUAUCCUCAGUAAACCAAACUGUGCUAAUGCUCCUCAGAGCUUCCUUCUCACAGCCUUUUCUCUUCCUUUUUUUAUUCCUACUCUGCUGUCAGAGGAAAAUCUCAUGUCUCUAAAAGAAUAACCUUUUCAGGAUUUGAGGAAAUGGUUCCCAGGAUGACUGAGCAACUUCAACCAAUGAAUACUAAAAACCUGGUGUGAAGUUUGUUAACCACUAAGAAGAAGAAAAAGACGCUUUCAGAAACCAGCAGACUUUGUGUGCAAAGACAGACAGGGAGAGACUCUGAAACUAUGAGUGUUCACUGACCAAAUCUUUCUUUGACUAAUAAUCAAACGUUUUGUUGCAGUAGCUCGUCUCCCAGGGACCAAACACGUGGAACAAUAAUACCAGGAUUACUGUGCUUGAACUUAAACAUACGACCAGACCAGGACCCAAUGGCAUUUUCUUCCUUCAAUAUAUUUGUAUAGAUUUUUCUAUAUACUAUUUUCAGUAUGCGCAAGUUACUUUUCUUCGGACUUCAGAGGUGACUGAAUCCAUUAUGCAAUCAAUCUUUUUUUCAGGAAAAUACAGGUUCAGCUGAGAAUCUCAGCCCAUCAUAAUCAGAAACACAUUUGAUGUAGCUUGCAUAACAGCAAAACUACAUGUCACUCAAAGGAGAGGACUGAAGGAUAGACAUCAAACAUCCCAACUGAACUCUGGUUUGUCUCUGUAGGAGAGUUGGAGUGACCAUAUGAAGUAUUGCUUCCAAAGGACUGUGGUACACCUUAACUUCACUGAUGGCUUCAGCGCUGUUAACUAACACUGUGGAAAAUGUAUCUUAUGAUACCCUUUAAACUACGGACAUCUUUUUUCCGGGAGAAACGGAGAAUGUGUCUGUCAUUAAAUUGCAAUAGAGUGCAAUCAAAAACAUGUCUAGUGUUUUUUGGUCAAGAAAAUGAAACCGCUUAAUUUCUAGCUGAUACUCCUCUGAACAAAUGAGACCUAUUCAAGUAAACUGAGUGUUUGUCACAGUCAUGCAGACCCUAUAUUGCUCUUACAGACGGAUGGAUUGCUCACUUAUGAUAAAGCUUAAUUUAUUAAUAUUCUCCUGGUGUGCUGAUGAUCCAAUGAAAGCAAAGAACUUGCUCAAAAGGUGAAAUGUCAUAGAAGGAAACACAGAAACCACUGACAUUCGCUUCCCAUUUCAGUAGCUAUCUUUGACUUUGUGUGAAAGCAGGACACUGAGGGAACUCCAGCCUUCAAACACUUCAGACUUGACCUUCAGGGCUUUGCAAUUCAGUUCACUUUUACUUCAUUCUACAACAACAGGUCUCAGGCAGAUUCUUUUCAUUUGUCUUUUAGAUGCAAGGAAAUGCCCUUUUCACACUGCUACAAACUGGGUCCUUAAUAUUACUUUAUGUUCAAAAUCGUUCAUCUUCAUCAUUCAAAACUCAUACCUCUAUCUACAGUUUGUACCCUUAGCAUUGGAGUGUUUUAUUUAAUUUAAAAAUCCUGCUGUUUAACCAAUAUUGGAUAUAAAGGUUGGGACAGACAUUGAGCCUUUGCAAUACAUUAUGCUGCACUCAUAUCAUAUCAGUUACUGUAAUGACCAGAAAUACCAUCAACAUCCAAGUAGUCAUAACUAAAACUUGGAUUUUUCUGAAAUGUUCUUUUGCAAGCAAACACACAUGGAUGCCUCACAUCAGUCCAUCAUUCAAGGGAAAUAAACCCACAUUUAAUAUAUUUUGAAUUUUUAGACCUUAUCAAAUCAAAUUCGCAAUAAUACAACCUGAUGACGGAAAUGCUUGCAUGUCAGAAACAUGGAAAUUUGUCCCAUUUCUGCAAUCGUCCUAUAUGAUGUAAACGCAGCAUUAUACCCCAUCAACACCUGCAUGUGAGAUGUAGUGCUUAUAUCAACAUUAACACCGUGCAUCAGACCUCGUUCUCUAUGUGCAGUGUGAAAGGGGCCGACUUGACAUUUGUCAGAUUCAAGUCGGGGCCAAAGGUCGUACUGGUGCACCUUUUCCUAUGGUGUCUUUCGAUGUCUUUUUGUAGGAUUAUUCUGAUAACAUUUUGCUUCUUUGUCACUAAUCAUGGCUCUGAAAUAACACUGCUGUAAAUAGUUCAUCUCCGAUGUCAACAACUGCUUCAAGUUACAGUCUCAGUCCCAAAAAUCUAACAUUUUUCAGUUUGAAAGGUGUUUCAGAACACUGAGAAAAAAAAGAAAAACACUACUUUGCAAUAGGUUUAAUGCGAACACGUGUGGCUGUGAGCUGUUGAUAUGUUUAGCCAUUGCAAGGAUAUCACAUGGACACCCUCUUCUGUGUGUUUGGGAUUUCGGAAGCAGCUGGCUGUGUUUCUGUCAAGUUGUGUGAAAAACUGAUGUUUUCAAUCCUGAAAAAUGAGAAUCCCGCUUCAUUACUGUUGGUGCACGGAGGGGAAAAAGUGAAAAUAAGCAGUAGCAUUGAGGGGAGACUCCUGAGUCUACGUGUGUAUGACUGCAUGAUGUGAGUUGUACUGUAUGUAUAUAUGUGCUUUCAUACAUGUAGGAGUGUGCAUGUGUAUAUAUGUAUGUGUAAUAUACACACUGAUACAUUCACACGCCUAUGUGAACACAGCAAAUCCUAUAUUGUUUUGGUACUAAGUACACUACUAUACUAGGGGUUUGUUUGUAACUUAUUUGGAAUAAAAAAAAGUUGCCGGUGAUGUCUUGAUCCUUUGUUGUUUUUGCUCUCACAUGUACAUUGUGUUCAUAAAUGUAGAAAUUAAUUAUUUGUAUGUAUUAAUUUGUUAUUACAUGUAAUCAAUGUUACUUUCAUCAUUCAAAAAAGAAAUGACGCAAAUCAAUGACUGUUUUCCUCGAGCUGGAAAAAUAAAAAUGCAAAUGACAUGUUUGCUCAU
Messenger RNA from Cottoperca gobio, 7801 nucleotides. RefSeq names its product F-actin-uncapping protein LRRC16A-like. Gene Ontology annotation, molecular function: protein binding. The record is from RefSeq and is a predicted model, not a curated record. Gene Ontology annotation, cellular component: plasma membrane; lamellipodium. The transcript has 38 exons. NCBI's taxonomy places the organism in Eukaryota, Metazoa, Chordata, Actinopteri, Perciformes, Bovichtidae. Bases 460 to 4677 code for a protein of 1405 amino acids. Gene Ontology annotation, biological process: cell migration; regulation of Arp2/3 complex-mediated actin nucleation.